GCUUAGCUUUUUUAUUAAUAUUUUUUAUUACAUAUUUUCCUCAAUUACAUUUCCAGUGCUAUCCCCAAAGUCCCCCAUACCCUUCCCCCCACUUCCCUACCCACUCAUUCCCAUUUUUUUUUAAGUAGGUAUUUCUAAUCACAGGAAAGCACCAAAGUAGGAAUGGGAACUUGACACUGACAGCCCUUGACCUUUAGCUCAUCUAACUUUAAAAAUACAGUUCAUAUUCCAAUAGGUAUACCUAAUUUAAUAUGUAUUUCCCUUGGACCUUUAUUUUCGUGUUGCUUAAGUCAAUGUGAGAAAUAUCGUAAGAAUCGCGUUCUAAUGGAAGCAGCUUCAAUCCCCAUAGUCUCUACAGUUCUUCGGCAUCAACCUUCCCUGCUUAGUUUAAUAUGUAUAACCCGGGUUUGUGAAAAGACAGGUUCCCAGGCGAGCCUCUGAGAACUCACACCCUUGUUACUCCAGCUUUAGGGAUUUUACAAGGUAAGGUUGAUACAAUGGUAGCCAACUGCUACUGCUACAGUAGAAUGUUUUCAUGUCCGCUUUAAAAAUGUGGACUAUCCAAAGCAUUCAAGGACCAAGCUUAGUCAAACAAUCCAAAUAAACUGCCUUUGAAAUAAGAUCUUCUGCCUACAUGAAGGGCAAAGUUACUUACCUUUGAAACUAGGAACAGGAGAUAAAACAAUAAAGAAUGUGGGAAGCCACUCUCAGCGAUUUUUUUAAAAAGCAUAUUGGCAUUAACUCUUGGUGCCAUGCCUUGUGUAGAGGAUUGAAAUAGUGAGUUGGAUUUAUCACCCUUGAAUCGUCUUGAAAGUUUCUAUAUGACUAAGAGAGUUGUGGGCUGCAACAAAGGAAGAGGAAUUUGAGAUCCAAGAGGACAGAGACAUCAAGUACACUCACACAAAAACAAAAAAGGCAAGGUGUUCUUUCUCACCUGGUCUAAGAGAUUUAGAAUUUUACUCCAAGAAAAGGGGGAAGAGGAGGAGGUGGUGGAGGAGAAAGAGGAGGGAAGCAGAGAUGUAUGGGGAGCCAAGGAAAGCUGGGAUAGAGGCCUCUAAAAACUCAGUGGUGUCCGUCUUGGAAACUUGUGUCAGUAUGCUCCUUGAGCGACUUUAUUACCUCCAGGGUUGGUCCUGAGGCAGAGUAGACCAAUCAGAGAACUCUGGUACACCGGCCGCAGCUCCGUGCUCAAGCCUGCACUGAGCUCUGCUUUGUGUGUUGGACAGACAGGGACGAAACUGGACAGAGGAGGAGCCAGAGAGGGCGGAUGGGAAGGAAAGGGGAAGGCCCCUACCUGAGUUUACCUAAACCACAGCCCCCAGUGAUGGCAGAAGGUGGGUGGGGGAUGCAAAUUAGGUCUUUCCGAAUGGCCAAUCAGGAGUCAGGUGAGGGAAUUUGGGUCCCCCAAACCACCCUUGCCCAGCCUGUGAGCACGUGUGCGGUGUUCUGGGACCUUUGUCCCGCAACAUCACGCUUGGCGGGCACCUCCGGGUCCCUCAUUCUGGUCUGACCCGCCCGAUUCUCCCCGCUGCUCCACACCCCUUUGCAGAGCCUGUGUUCAUCUGCCCCCUCCCCCGGCCAUCCCUCUCCGCGCCGCGGCGCCCCAGGGAGUGUGCAGAGCUCUGCAACCGCAAGCCGUCCAAACUCGUGCGCCCGCCACGCUCCGCGCGGGUGCGGGCGGCGAAUCUGGGCUGGGACCGUACUGCUCCGCUGGUCCGGAGGCCGCCCUGCCUGCCGCCCCGCGCCUCCUGGCUCUUGGCGGACUGCGGGUCUGUCCCACGGGGCUCCAGCCGGGCCUGGAAACUCCUGCACUGUUCAGAGCUCAGCAAGUCGACUCAUCACCUAAUUCGCUGGGGAGCUGGAGCGCAGAGAGCCGGGGCGCUGCUGGCCGCUCCUCCCCACCCCAGCCCCGCCCGGGCUCUGGGAGUCAGAGUUCGCCCCCCCUCCGCCCCCCACCCCUGGCAGACAAAGGGCCUGGGCACAGUCGCCGCCUGGCCGCCGACGCUCCGGGGAGGCUGCUGCGUGCGCUGUGGAUCGCGCGGGAGGCGCGCGCAGUGGAGAUGGGCCCGGAGAUGCGCCUGACUCGCAUCUGCUGCUGCUGCUGCCUCCUCUACCAGCUAGGCUUCCUGUCGCAUGGGACCACCUCAGGGUUGCAGCUCACCCCGGAUCUCGAGGAAUGGGAAGUCGUGUUUCCUGCACUCUGGCGCCGGGAGUCGCUGAACGCCACGGGCCUCAGCGGGGGCAGCUCAGACCCGGGAUCCGGGCGCAGCUCUGGGGGCGGCGGCCGGGGGCAGGCUUCGGGCAGCUCGCGGGAGGUGCGCUCGGUGGCCCGAGCACCGCAGGAAGAAGCCACCAGAGGCCAAUCUGAGCCCUGGUUCGGGUCUCCCCUGGAGCCAGGUGCUGAGGACGAGGAGGAACUCGAAUCUCAGGAGCUGCCUCGGGGAUCCAGCGGAGAUACUGCCCUGUCCUCGGGAACCCCGGCCUCGUGGCAGCCUCCUCUGCCCCCGCAACGGCCCUCGUCCCCGCCCCCUGCCCAGCAAGAGGAACCCAGCGCGGAGGAGGUGCUGUUGCGGAUCCCGGCCCUCUCCCGGGACCUGUACCUGCUGCUCCGGAGAGAUGGCCGCUUCCUGGCGCAGCGCUUCGCAGUGGAGCAGUGGCCCAAACCAGGUCCCGAUCCCACCCGGGCAACGGCUGACCCUGGCUCUUCCUUGCUGCCAGAUGCCUCCUGCUUUUACACCGGGACAGUGCUGCGCCAUCCUGGCUCUCUGGCCUCUUUCAGCACCUGUGGAGGUGGCCUGAUGGGCUUUAUACAGCUCAAUGAGGACUUCCUAUUCAUUGAGCCAUUCAAUGAUACAAUGGCCAUCAUAGGUCACCCGCACCGUUUAUACAGGCAGAAGAGGUCCACAGAGGAAAAAGUAACAGAGAACUCAGCUGUUCACCGCCAUCACUGUGGUGUCAUUUCAGAUAAAGGAAGACCAAGGUCUAAAAAAAUAGCAGACAACAGACGAGAAAAACGGUAUUCCUACAAAUUAUCCCAGGAAUACAACAUCGAGACCGUAGUAGUUGCAGACCCUGCAAUGGUUUCCUACCACGGAGCAGAUGCAGCCAGGAGAUUCAUUCUGACAAUCCUAAAUAUGGUUUUUAACCUUUUCCAGCACAAGAGUCUGGGUGUGCAGGUCAACCUCCGUGUGCUAAAGCUCAUUCUCCUCCAUGAAACACCAGCAGAUCUGUAUAUUGGGCACCACGGAGAGAAAAUGCUGGAGAGUUUUUGUAAGUGGCAGCACGAAGAGUUUGGCCGGAGGAAUGAUGUGCAUUUGGAGAUGUCGACCAGCUGGGGAGAAGACAUUGCUGCGGUGGAUGCAGCUAUUCUUAUAACAAGGAAAGAUUUCUGUGUGCACAAAGAUGAGCCAUGUGACACUGUGGGUAUUGCUUACUUGAAUGGAAUGUGUAGUGAAAAGAGGAAGUGUAUUAUUGCUGAAGACAACGGCCUGAACCUUGCGUUUACAAUCGCUCAUGAAAUGGGUCACAACAUGGGCAUCAACCAUGACAAUGACCACCCAUCCUGUGCUGAUGGUCUUCAUAUCAUGUCUGGUGAAUGGAUCAAAGGACAAAAUCUUGGUGAUGUUUCAUGGUCCAGGUGCAGCAAGGAGGAUCUGGAAAGAUUUCUCAGGUCAAAGGCCAGUAGCUGCUUGUUGCAUACAGAUCCGCAGAGUCUCAGUUCGGUGCUGGUUCCCUCAAAAUUGCCAGGGAUGGCUUACACUGCAGACGAACAGUGCCAGAUCCUCUUUGGGCCUCUGGCUUCUUUUUGUCAAGAGAUGCAGCAUGUUAUCUGCACUGGUUUGUGGUGCAAAGUGGAGGGGGAAGCAGAGUGCAGGACCAAGCUGGACCCACCAAUGGAUGGGACUGACUGCGACCCUGGCAAGUGGUGUAAGGCUGGAGAAUGCACCCGCAGGACUCCUGCACCCGAGCACUUGGCUGGAGAGUGGAGCCCGUGGAGUUCCUGUAGUCGAAGUUGCAGUUCUGGGGUCAGCAGUCGAGAGCGCAAGUGUCCUGGGCUAGGUUCUGAAGCAAGGGAUUGUAAUGGCCCCAGAAAACAAUACAGAAUAUGUGAGAAUCCACCUUGUCCUGCAGGUUUGCCUGGAUUCAGAGACUGGCAAUGUCAGGCCUAUAGUGUUAGAACUUCGUACCCAAAGCAUGCACUUCAGUGGCAAGCUGUCUUCGAUGAAGAAAAACCAUGUGCCUUGUUUUGCUCUCCUGUUGGAAAAGAACAGCCUGUUCUUCUAUCAGAAAAAGUGAUGGAUGGAACUUCUUGUGGAUAUCAGGGACUAGAUAUAUGUGCAAAUGGCAGGUGCCAGAAAGCUGGUUGUGAUGGUUUACUGGGGUCUCUUGCCAGGGAAGAUCAUUGUGGUGUUUGUAACGGCAAUGGAAAGUCAUGCAAAGUCAUUAAAGGCGAUUUUAAUCACACCAGAGGGGCAGGUUAUGUAGAAGUUCUGGUGAUACCUGCUGGAGCGAGAAGAAUCAAAGUUGUGGAGGAAAAGCCGGCACAUAGCUUCUUAGCUCUUCGAGAUGCCAGUAAGCAGUCUAUAAACAGUGACUGGAAGAUAGAACAUUCUGGAGCAUUCAGUCUGGCUGGAACUACAGUACAUUACUUAAGACGAGGCCUGUGGGAGAAGAUCUCUGCCAAAGGUCCCACAACCACACCUUUGCAUCUCCUGGUACUCCUAUUUCAAGAUCAGAAUUACGGUCUUCACUAUGAAUAUACUGUUCCAUCAGACCCUCUUCCAGACAAUCAGAGUUCUAAGGAGCCGGGGCCCCUCUUCAUGUGGACACACGCAGGCUGGGGCGAUUGCAAUGCCACGUGUGGAGGAGGAGAGAGGAAGACAAUGGUGUCCUGCACAAAAAUCAUGAGCAAGAAUAUCAGCCUUGUGGACAACAAGAAAUGCAAGGACUUGACCAAACCAGAGCCACAGAUUCGAAAGUGCAAUGAACAACCUUGUCAAACAAGUCCCUGUGGAACUGUCACAACUCUCAGACAGACUGUCUGUCACCAACUUUAUAUCUCAGUGCGCUUCACAAGGUGGAUGAUGACAGAAUGGACCACGUGUUCACGAACCUGUGGAAAAGGAGUCCAGAGUAGACAAGUGGCCUGUACCCAGCAGCUGGAAAAUGGAACCCUGAUUAGAGCCUGGGAGAGGGACUGCCUAGGGCCAAAGCCCGCAACUGUGCAACGCUGUGAGGGUCAGGACUGCAUGACGGUGUGGGAGGCCGGAGUGUGGUCGGAGUGCUCAGUGAAGUGUGGCAAAGGUGUGCGGCAUCGCACCGUGAGGUGCACUAACCCGAGAAAAAAGUGCGUCCUCUCCACCAGACCCAGGGAGGCCGAGGACUGUGAGGAUUACUCCAAAUGCUACGUGUGGCGAGUAGGUGACUGGUCUAAGUGCUCCAUUACCUGUGGCAAAGGCAUGCAGUCUCGUGUUAUCCAGUGCAUGCAUAAGAUCACAGGAAGACACGGAAAUGAAUGCUUUUCUUCGGAGAAACCUGCAGCCUACAGGCCAUGUCACCUUCAGCCCUGUAAUGAGAAAAUUAAUGUAAAUACAAUAACAUCACCAAGACUGGCUGCCCUGACCUUCAAGUGCCUGGGAGACCAGUGGCCAGUGUACUGCAGAGUGAUCCGGGAGAAGAAUCUUUGCCAGGACAUGCGGUGGUACCAACGAUGCUGUGAGACUUGCAGGGACUUCUAUGCCCAAAAGCUACAGCAGAAGAGUUGACCUCUGACAGGCUGGCUGACUGGCUCAUAGCUUUUUUUUUUGCUAUUGCAUUAUUUAUAAACAUACACACUAGCAUGUUUUUCAGACCAAAUAUUAUCAGAUUACAUAUAAUUUAAUCAAAUUAAUUUAUUUGCCUGCCAGGCAUCUAAUGUGGUGUUUGUUUUGGACAUACAAACAUUUUGAUUUUAUACUAUGAGGCUUCAUAAAUAAUUUUAUAUGAAUGAGUAAGUUGGGUCUAGUAAACUAAUAAGAAAAAAAGAAAUGAUUUCUUUUCAUUGAGGGCUGUCUCUAAGGUGCUAUUUUUCUCUCCACCAAAACCAUUAAGUUAUCGAGUGUGUACACUACCUUAGCAUGAUAGCUUAGCUAUGUAUGCAGAAAAUGAUGUAUUUUCUUGUGUCCUGCUGCAGAAUCUGCCCAUUUUCUGUUAAUGGCAGGAGAUGUGUAAACAGAACAAACCUCACAGUCUUGAAGAGUUUGAGAGAAUGUAUUAUGAAUUUGAUUCAGAUUUUUAGAGGCGAGCAUAGGAGAUAUUCUACUGUAACGAUACCUUUAUAUUAAUAAUGGAAAAGUCAAGACAGAGACUUUGAUCCUGUUGGUGAACAUGCACUUGAACACAGCACUGUGAGCCUGAUGCACUGUAUCGAUGUACACUGAAUCACCAUUGCGCUGUUGGUGAAGGUGUAGAGAAGCUGUGACGGAAGUGGCAGCUCCCUAUAACACCUGUAUUAUUGUAACAUGCCAUUAGACUGGCUUUUAAAAGGUAUUUCAAACAGAGAAAACAUGGAUCCACCCAGAUCUUUCCAUCCCCUAGCAGUCUUAUGAAAGAGGAUCGUACUUCAACUCACAAUUCAUAUGAGCAAUGGUAGUAAAUAUUUUUUUUCCUUCUUUUCCCCUAGGAAAUAAGAAAAUGAGAUUCAGAUAAUAUUUUGAUAGUUUCAUUGUGUUUUUUUUCCUUUUAAAGAAAUAAAAUUAUAAUUCUCUGAAACAUUCAAAA
This is a messenger RNA of Mus musculus (house mouse), 6759 nucleotides long. RefSeq names its product ADAM metallopeptidase with thrombospondin type 1 motif 19 (gene Adamts19). The transcript is spliced from 24 exons. Gene Ontology annotation, biological process: ventricular septum morphogenesis; mitral valve morphogenesis; aortic valve morphogenesis. Lineage: Eukaryota; Metazoa; Chordata; Mammalia; Rodentia; Muridae. Gene Ontology annotation, molecular function: metallopeptidase activity; metalloendopeptidase activity. The record is from RefSeq and is a predicted model, not a curated record. The coding region runs from base 2061 to 5765 and encodes 1234 amino acids.